Messenger RNA from Cantharellus anzutake, 429 nucleotides. RefSeq lists its product as uncharacterized. The transcript has 3 exons. Lineage: Eukaryota; Fungi; Basidiomycota; Agaricomycetes; Cantharellales; Hydnaceae. The record is from RefSeq and is a predicted model, not a curated record. Bases 1 to 429 code for a protein of 142 amino acids.
AUGGCCUUGCAACUCUUCUACAAUGCUGAGGAUGCUGCACAUAUGCGCAUGGGAAGUAUGCUGGCAAUUCCCGUCUACUCCGAUUAUCUAAGCCCCGGUAGCCUGGUGUCAGACCUGAUCAUCAUCCCCGGACUGGCACAGACAUUUGUUAUAUUUCCUUCUGCAGAGCGGCCCCGCUUCGCCGGGUAUACUGACUUUAUCAUUCCCUGGGUAGCGAGUGAGGAAGAUAACUUUCUUCUCUCACUUCCCCUCGCUGCUCAGCUGGAAUCCCUAUCGCAAUCCGCUUUGCCGGGUUCCCCCAUUGAGACUGAUCCUGUCCCCCUCGGCCUCAGCUCCAGCGAAGGCUCGGGAUCCCUCGACUUAGAGUCCGAGCAGCUCGGUACCCUGACACCUGGGUCAUCUCUGGCAUUGUUCUGGAACAUUCUAUGA